Neoarthrinium moseri is the source of this 909-nucleotide messenger RNA. RefSeq lists its product as uncharacterized. The transcript has 3 exons. Bases 1 to 909 code for a protein of 302 amino acids. The record is from RefSeq and is a predicted model, not a curated record. Lineage: Eukaryota; Fungi; Ascomycota; Sordariomycetes; Amphisphaeriales; Apiosporaceae.
AUGUACGUCGACGGACGGGGCUGGGUUGAAGGUGCAGCCCGAUGGGCUUAUUAUUGCCCAGCCUGUCAGGAUCAUCACGAGACCGAACUUCUCAACCAGACCCUCGACAAGAUGCGCAAUGCCAUUCACCAGCGCGACGCUGAGAGAAAACACCAGUCCAAGUCUCAAUGUGAACACUGGCUUGAACGGUGUUGCUCGAUGAGCACCUACACAGGAACGUGUUGCGCUUGCGCUGAUCGUCGCUCUGGUACCCGAUCUGAGUUGUACCCAGCUUACGUGGAUGGGGAAGGCUGGGUCACCGAGGCCACGAGGUGGGCCUACUAUUGUCCUGGUUGCAAAGACUUCGAGUCUUCUCUUAACUAUACAGCUUCGGUCUCCACCGAAGCUGAGCCAAAGCUUGUCGUUCAGGCGAAACCGGUGGAUCAGUCCUCUACGAACCGGCGUUUUUCGGGCCAAUGUCGCCAUUACGCAACGUGGAAAUGCUCCUUGACCUCUACCAAUGGGAAGUGUUGUGCCUGUUCGGACGCAAGACAAGAGUCCAAGACAGGUCUCUAUGAUGCGUACGUCGAUGGAGCCGGCUGGGUUGAGGAGGCCGCGAGAUGGGCCAGUUACUGCCCUGGUUGCGUCAGAAACUAUGGAGGUGAUAGUCAAUCAAAUGCUCCAUCCUACACCAUGUAUGUCGACGGAUCAGGUUGGGUCAUGGGUGCUCUGAGAUGGACAUAUUACUGCCCCGGGUGCAAGAACAUUUUUAUAUAUGACAAGUCCUUCAUUUUAGACACCAGCUCGAUCGCAAGGAGCAAGAGAUCGGUGUAUUGGAGGGGUAAUGCAACGACUCAGAGAAACAGCAUGAGAAAUAUCCGCCAAGUAGACACAGACAAGAUAGCCUAUCAAUUCUUUGGGCCACGUUGA